AUGAUCAGAGGAAGUCACUUGCUGAGGAAGUCUCCUAGCUCAGCAGCCCUGAGUCGACUGCUGAGCCCCCACUGGGUGCUUGACCAAGGCACCCAAGUAAUGGCGACCAUGGCAGGACGAGGAGCGGGACCUGUUGGAACCCCGGAUAGUGAGCAAGAGUGUGCUGGGUGGAGGAUCGUCGUCGAGCUCGUAUCAGUUCAGCUGCCAGUGAAGAGGAGAAGCCAAGAGUCUCACGAUAGUAGCCUUGUGACUGCGAUCCCCGAUAAGUUUGUUUUCACGGCGGAGUACCUGGGGUUCGUGUCGAAACCUGCAUCCCUCAGUAUCAAGACGAGCGGAGACAUCGACGACAUGCGCGAGCUGUACAGUGAAGGAGGAGAAGGUCAGGUUCUUGAGUUCGUGCUGAUGUUGAGCGAGUGCGGGGCGUUGCUGAGGUCGGAAUUCCUGGGCCUGGUGUACCAGCAUCCCCUCCUGGUCGACGUGUGGGAUGCGGAGACCAAGUUCAGCAUCGGAACGAUAGAAAUCCCAUUGAGAGGCAUCUUCCGGGAGGGACACAGACACGUGUUCGCUCCUCUCGUCUCGCCGUUUCUUCCCCCGCUGGGAGAGGACAACACUGCAAACUCCCUCCCACAAGUCGCUUGCAGCAGCAGCAAACAAGUGCAGGUUCAGGGCUGGAACAAAGGAGGAGCCAUCGCACUGCGAGUUUUGUCGAGCGGAAUACCGACCAAAGAAAGUUUGGAGUUGACUCCUGCAUCGCCGCUAAGGAACCGCAGCCAAGGGCCUGGUGAUGGCGGCAAGACAGCCAACGUGAAUGAGCAGGAGGAAGAGACGAGGAAGGGCGACGACCAAGACGCCUUACAGGAGGCGAGCGAGGUCUUUGCGUUGAUGAUGUGCUGCAAAGAGAAAAUCUUGGACGAACUGAGAGAUUUCGCGUCUUUCCGCAACUCAACGGAAGUUGGGAAGUCGAAGCGCAGAUGGAGCGAAGUGGAGCUGUCGGCAGAGAGAUUCAGCCUGAUCCUCCGAUGUCUCAGCCUUGAUGAAUCUCACUUGCAAGCUGCUGUCAGGUCCUUCAGACAGGCGAUGGCGAUGGGGCAAGAAGCUGAUGGUUCAGAUCGAACGAUGUCUGUCGACCUCCAGCGGCUCUUCUACGAUCGUCGUUACUCGUUGCAACUGAGGAUGUUGGGGGAGCAGAUGAUGGAGGAUCUAGAUGAGGUAGACGACGCUGCUCGAGGUGCUCUGACCCGCCUCUGCCGCGCCCUUCUCUUCGCCAUGUGCGGUCAAAGUCUGCACACGUUCAUCCCUGCUCAGAGUCUCUUCAAGAGGUUUGCCGCCGUUGGUGUGCUUGACCUGCACGGGUUGGAGAACGUGCUCAAGUUCCUACAGGUCGACUUCGCUCCGUCGUCCAUGUUCGCGCUGUGGAGGUCGAUGUGCGGCAACUCGUCUGCGGGGGUAGAGCUCCAUCGAUUCGUCUCCUUCUGCUCUGUCCGACUGAUCUCGUCGGAGAGGAGACAGGCUGCCAGCCUCUCCCUCGUACGCUCGGCGAUCAAGAGCUGCAGCGAGUGGAGGGAGUUCGUCUCGGCAUGCGAGAUGCUGCGAGCCAAGAAGGUCAAUCCGGCGAAGCUCAACGUGACGAGUCAGCGCUCCCUUGCGACCUUCAGGCUGGACAUGGAGCGCAAGGAUGACAAGAGAAGGCAGAAGGAGACAGGGGAGGGGGAGGACGAGCUGGUCUCAGCUGCCAAGAAGAAGAUGAGCGCAAAUCGUGACAUAAUCCGCUCUGUCAAGCAUUCUCUCAAGGUCGUGUCUUACCCCAAGUUACAAGAGCUGAUCUGCUCUAUGGAGGAGGACGAAUGGCAGAAGAAGCAGCGGGCGAGGAGGAGACUCCUGCUGGUUGCCAGCAGAAGGAGUGCCGAGCUCCAAAAGCCAACUGGUGACUCCUUUGCUCGGGUCCAGCUGGAGCUGAACCGGCGGGGGCUGCUUGAUAGUCAGGGGCGGUGGAAGGAGGAGGACAAGGUGGUGAUGGUGCCGUGCGGGGUGAGGAGAAAGCAGGUGGAGCAUAAGGUUGCUAACAGGGGGAGGGAGGAAGGGUGGUUCGUGGUGAGCUUCGAGGACGAGCACUCGGAGUUCUGUUCCUUCGAUGUGGAGGAUGAGAGGAUGUGCCGGGCUCGGCAAGAGCAGAGGCUGGUGGUCGAGUCGAGGUGCCGUGUGAGGGUCCUGGUGCCUGAGCAGGGGGAGGCGAGCGUGCUGCUCGUGCUGCUGAGGCCUUGUGAGGAGAUGGAGGGGACGAGGAGGCUGGUAGUCACCAACUUCAAGUCGUCAGCUCAUGGACUCGCUCGGUCGCAAGAGUUUGGGGUUCUCGUCAAUUUCGUCAGGCCUGUCCCCACAUGUCUGAUUCGUGUCUACCUCAAGGACUUUUGCCGGAUGUGGCUGCAGGGAGAGGAGCAUAGGAGUCUGCAUGAGAUGAUAGUGCCGGGAACAAGGUGGGGAAAUCAGUCUCCUUCUCUUGUCUGCUACCGUGUUGUCAUGUCUCUGGGGGGCAAGGAAAGAGACAGUGAAAGCAAUGCUCUUAUGCUGUCGUGUGAAACUGUCCGUUGGGUCGGUGGGAGGUGGGAGGCCAUCGGAGCUGCAGGUGCUCAACGUUGUAAGACGGUGAAGAUGAUGAAGAAGAGACAUGACAUGUUGAAGACUUCCGACAUGCAGUUCCUGACGUGCGUUCUUGAUCCCCAUGACGCGAACAAGAUCCGAGAGCAAUGGAUAUUCGAUGUCUGCUCUUUCUUCCAGCAUGAUGCAGACAUCUCUUCCAAAGACGACUUGCUGUUGGAGCUUGACAAGAAAGCUUGCUCGUCGAGCGAACAGUUUCCGCCGAACCCGGUUGUACAUGUCUCGGAAGAGGUCGUGGGGAGGUGUGAAGUGACAGAGACGGAAGAGAAGAUGAAGGUGACGAUGAAGAUGCUCAGUCCACCAAGUCGAAACUUCUACCUGCACAUCGACGAUGAGCGAGGAAAGGUCGUUAGCGUCUGGAGGAUCUGUCAGAGGCAGUCCCAGUGCAUGAAGAAGCUUUCGCCGUCUCCUGUCCUCCUCAUCCUCGACGAGGUGGCUGUAGAGGACGGGAAGCUGGUCAUGCACCGGAACCUCCCCGCUCCUCUUCCUCCUCAGCCUCUCGCUGACUUCAUCGCAUCCCUGACCGCAGACGUCGCGCGCGCAGUCAGUGCUGGCAGGGAGCGAGUAGCGGUCAAGCACGUCAAACAAGCUCCACCGCUGCUGCUAACUCAGAUCUCACAGGCCCUCCAGGGGCUCGGGGAAGACAAGGCAAGUGACUGGAGCAGGGCGAAGGAUCAAAUUCAUCUCUUUCAAAAGGCGCCUGACUCAGCCGUCCUUGAAGAAGAAGCUCUCCUCUGCCCCGAUCUCUCCCUCUCCUCCCAGCCGCAGCUGACCACCAGCUCAGCUGUCGUAGUCUCCCUCACCUUCUUGCCAGACCUACGCCAAGCAGACAAACGCGAUGCCUCGAUGCUCUCCUCUCUCCUCGGUCGGCUAGUGCAGAGCAGUCUCCCCGACUCUGCUCAGCUUCCUGGCACCCUCCGGCUCGUGAGGAGGAUGGAGGUCACGGCAACUCACCAACAGGAGGGCAGGCGAGUCUUUGUCAGGGGGGUCACGCGCCAACAGGAAGCAGCCAAGACGAUCCAGACUGCGCUGAAAGGUCGCUUGCGACGGCGUGAGGAGAGAGCUUCUGCUGUCCGGCGUCAAGAUGAGCAGGAGCGCGGGAGGAGAGAACAAGGGACAACCUUUCGCAAGAUACAUGUUGCAGAGCAGCAGGAGGAGAUGGAGGAGUGCGAGGACGCUUCCUCCUCAUCUUCCUCCCCUCAUGACUCGCCUCCUCCCGUGCGAGGCAGAAGGAGACCCUUGCUCGAGCAUGGCGAUGGCAUCGAGGACGACGCCGGGGGGAGCAUCGCGGAGUCGGUUGGCUCUGAGACGAGCUCGGAGCAAUCGGAGCCCGCGACUCGACUCUCCGUGGCGACUAGGAGGAAGCAUCUGCCGCCUCCUACCCUGACGGCCCCCGAAGUCUCCGAUGCCGAGUCGGUUGAGUCUUCCACUGACUCCCAGGCCUCGGAGCCUUGA
This is a messenger RNA of Guillardia theta CCMP2712, 4110 nucleotides long. RefSeq lists its product as hypothetical. Lineage: Eukaryota; Cryptophyceae; Pyrenomonadales; Geminigeraceae. The record is from RefSeq and is a predicted model, not a curated record. The transcript is spliced from 6 exons. Gene Ontology annotation, molecular function: protein binding. The coding region runs from base 1 to 4110 and encodes 1369 amino acids.